Strongylocentrotus purpuratus (purple sea urchin) is the source of this 2443-nucleotide messenger RNA. RefSeq lists its product as uncharacterized. The record is from RefSeq and is a predicted model, not a curated record. The transcript is spliced from 5 exons. Bases 99 to 1805 code for a protein of 568 amino acids. Lineage: Eukaryota; Metazoa; Echinodermata; Echinoidea; Camarodonta; Strongylocentrotidae. Gene Ontology annotation, molecular function: Wnt-protein binding. Gene Ontology annotation, biological process: negative regulation of canonical Wnt signaling pathway; canonical Wnt signaling pathway; non-canonical Wnt signaling pathway.
AAAGAAUUGUCUGCUACAUGCUGUAGAAAAAAGUGCAUGCCUGUUGCUUCACGGUGAUUGGUAUAUUGUCGGUGGAUUGCUAAAAGAACUCAUUGAAGAUGAAGCCAAUACGUAUCUUGUGUCAAAUAUUCAUUGGAUAUAUCAUAGGUGUCACUUCAGUAUAUGCCUGUGAGAGAAUACCCUUUGAAGAUUGCCGGAAAAUUCUUCCCUACAAUACGACUACUUACCCAAACUACAAGGGACACACAUCUGCAGCUGAUUCUGUCUUGCUCCACACCGGCGCUUUUGGCAUUUACCAUGUCAUGGGAUGUCACAAACUGUUGGUUUUCUUUGUAUGCACAUUUGUGGCGCCCAAAUGUAAUGCAACCUCUGGGAUGAAGAUACCGCCAUGUCGAGAACUAUGUUACUCAGUCCGUGGACCUUGUAUGGGCCAGCCCGAUGUGGAAUGCUCCCAGUUUCCCUUAGCGACAGAAAACCCAAAUUGCAUCAGUGCCAAGAUGGCGGAGCUACCAAUGACUCCUACUCCCAUUGUCACUACCAUCCCCAUUGUCACUACCACCGUCACAGCACCAUGGACUAAGAAGACUACAUCAGGACCAGUCCAGGACCAAACAACUCCUGGUCCAACAGAGGUCUCAAAGUCUAGUGCGACAACCGUGACAAAUCAUCCUAAAAUGAUAUCACCGUCAUCAGAGACUUCAGAAAACACUGUGACUUAUAGGACUGAAGGCGUGGAACCGAACAUUAAUGAAGAAACAAUCCCUAAAGAGAAAUCUUACGAGUCAUCGGCUGGCAUCAUCCUGGGAGUUAGCGUUGGAACUUUGAUUACCAUGGUGACGCUAGUAUCCAUGUGUGUCUGCUGCAGAUUCUACACUCAGCGCAAGUCCCCCCAUGCUAGGGGUGGGCCGGCUCCAGAAACCUAUGGUGGCUUCUAUGCAAACCCUGCAUUUGAAAAUACCAAUACCAAUGACUUCUUCACACAACCAGCUGCUAAUGGUCAAAAUCAGGGAGGUGCUGUAGUGAUUUCAAGCCAGACGAACACUCAGAUAGCUGCUGAGCUGGCUAUCACCCAACUACCCCCUCACCCGGCCUCUCGACCCCUUCACACCCUCCCUGUAUGUGCACCAGGGCCUCACACCAAUGGGACCUCCAGUCUAGACCAGACACCAGGUCCCAACAAGACAAGCGUAGAGCCCCACAGCAAUCAUCUAAACCCCUAUCACCAGCCCACCCAGAGGCGCAACACGCUUCCUGCAAACUCAUCCCCUGUAAGCUCUUGCAGUAGUAGUCACGCGAAGAUACCAGAUACGGCCAAGGAUGUACCGCUUUCUCUGAAAGCAGGGACCCUUCCCCCUGAGAAGGUGAUAGCCAAUACCGGUUCUAGCCCUUACAUGUACCAGGAGGGGGGUGUGCCCCAUUACUGCACCCUCAAUCGGAAAUUGGCCAACAGCAAGAAGUCACCCAAGCGAUUCAGCAGUUCGGGUUUCCCGUGGAGUCGCAACUCAAGUAAAAGCGGAAGGGAUGAUGCCUCCAACUCAUCAUCAUCACCCAAAGGCACACCGACCAUGUUCCAGGAUCCUGCACAGGAUCUUGUCUUCGCCAAUCCUGCAGCCAAAGAUGAGGACUGCAAGAAGAAUGGUGUCAUGACGGAGAUCAACCUGAACGAUGCCGACGCUCAGUCAACGAUCAUUCAAACCAAACAGGAGGGAGAUAAUAGACAUGGAGAUUACGGGAUUGACCUCAACAAGGAGAAGAUGGUUGAAAACUCUAGUCCAGUCAUUGCAAAUAUGUCAGACAACAAAUGAUAAAUUCUAAUCAAGUGUUAGCAUAUCUCUCAUUGAAGUGAGAAUCGUAAAACUCAGACAAAUAUUUUGAAGGACCAACCAACCAAGUACCCAGUAAAAGUGUUGUGAUAGAAGGAAUUCAUUGUCCAGGCAGUCUCCUGUGUAAAAUGAAACAAGGCGGGGAUAUGAUGUCUUUAGCAGUCUUUCCAUAUGCUCACAAACCUUUGGAGACCAUGAUCAAAUCUGUAUCUUUACUCUAAAUUCAUAUGACAAAGAUGAUACAAAUUUGAUUGGUAUGAAUAGGAUUAUUACCCUCAUUGUUCAGUUUUCACAUCCCAUACUUAUAAUAUCCAUCGAAGGUCAUAUACUGUAUAUAUUGAAAUGUAUGUAGCUAGAAUACUUGCAAUAUGAAUUGAAGAUGACACAACUCUCUACAUAUGUUAUUUAUUAGUUUAGUUUGUAUCAACAAUUUUGAACUUUUUUUCUUCCAAACCUUGCUGGCAGGGAAAAACAUAAUUAAAACUGUUUUGUGAACACUUUGUGGGGGAUGGGGAUAUAUUGUGACUUGAUAUCAUUCAAAAUAAAAUUGGGAGAAGGAAAAACUCAUGUGCAUACUUGAGGUAUGUUUAUUGGGUUAUAUGGGGGGGGGGGGGCACAGG